AUGACCCCAGAUAUCAUUUUAGAAGACACCCCAACCCCUUCGGAGCCCCUCCUCCGCCUCCUAAAAUCCCAUCUCCCUCACUCACUCCCUGUUCUCCGCCGUCUGCAGUUUGCCCUCAACUUCUCCGGCGGUAGGACACCGCACACCCAUGUCUUGUAUGCCCACUACCCCGGGGAUGACACCAACGACACCAAGGGCGGCCACUUCGCCGCAGGGUGCGUCGAUCUCUCCCGCGGCCCGGAAACCCAGCUCUGGAUCUACUCCUCCUUGGAACACGCAGCCAACAACAACAACCACUCGAAGCCGGAUGCCAUGCUCCGCGAUGGUUACUCGCCAAUAAUAAAAGCAGACGACGCGGAAGAGGAGCGAGCGCUGACUCUCGUCCUCGCUAUCCUCCGCCGCAUCAAGGCCGUCGCUGCCGCCGCUUCCACCAGUAACAGCGGCUCUGACGACGUUCAUGACGGAAAUGAGGGUGGAAACCGGACCGGGGAGGGAGCCCCCGAUAUCCUAGUCGGGUCCCUGCACGAAACCGUCCGGCAAGGUUUGCUUGCCAGAGGGGUGCGCAUGUCCAAAGCGCCGGCCGUGGGGCCUGAGGUGGACUGGGAGUUCUGCGGGAAAUGGCUGUUUCGCGUCGAGGAUUUUCCUGUCCCGCCAGCUGAGGGCCGUCAUGAGGAGGGCUUGCCGGAGGGGAUGAGGUGGGAUCGGGUGAGGAAGGAGGAUGUUGGGGUUGUGUUGGCGCGGACCAGUAUCAAGCGGAAAGAGCUUGAUGACGGCACACCGAUUGCGUGGGCUUUUAUGGGUGAUAUCAUGGAAUCUCUAGGACUUGAUGGGACGCUAAUGACGCUACACGUUGAGGAAGAAUAUCGGCAGCGCGGCUUGGCGAAAGCUCUGGCUUGCAAGUUAAUGCGCGAGCACCUUCAGGACUAUGGCGACGACUGCUGGGGAGCGGCUGAUGUGUUCGUCGAGAACCAUAAGAGUCAGGCGUUAUGCCGAAGCAUCGGUGGGAAGAACAGCUGGACGCUGUCCUGGUAA
Molecule: messenger RNA, 1032 nt
Organism: Parathielavia appendiculata
Lineage: Eukaryota; Fungi; Ascomycota; Sordariomycetes; Sordariales; Chaetomiaceae
Exons: 4
Coding region: 1-1032 (343 amino acids)
Molecular function (GO): acyltransferase activity, transferring groups other than amino-acyl groups
Source: RefSeq, a predicted model, not a curated record